Molecule: messenger RNA, 5944 nt
Organism: Danaus plexippus (monarch butterfly)
Lineage: Eukaryota; Metazoa; Arthropoda; Insecta; Lepidoptera; Nymphalidae
Gene: kuz
Product: disintegrin and metalloproteinase domain-containing protein 10
Exons: 16
Coding region: 1489-4161 (890 amino acids)
Biological process (GO): Notch signaling pathway; membrane protein ectodomain proteolysis
Cellular component (GO): plasma membrane
Molecular function (GO): metalloendopeptidase activity
Source: RefSeq, a predicted model, not a curated record
UUUAAGAAGUUAAAUUAUAUAUAAUCGUGUUCAAUAUUACGACCUCACUUCCUCACAUAUCGGAGAUAAAAAUGCAGUUACGUUUGUUUAUUGUUACCUACUAAAUUAACUACAAUGUUAGGAUAAUUUUACACCAUUUGUGAUUUCACCAUAAGUUUGUGUAGUCACACUAAAUACAGACAAUUUUCAGUUUUUAUUCCUGAACCCAAGAUGAUACUAUAAUGUGCGCAGUGCGAAGAUUUUUAAUAAAAAAUUUGAGACUGCUUAUUUAGUUUGACGAUGCAAUCUUAUGGUAAGAAUACAGAAGGACUCUAGCGUUUAUUAUCCUUGUACAGAAAAUUAAAAACAGUUUUUAGGAUUUUCAUUCAAAACGAUAUGAUUACAACUUGUUACUACUAACUAAGAAUUUACACGUGUUAUAAAUUAUGGUCCAUAUAUUUUAGACAUAGUAUUGCAACAUGUAUCAAACAGAGCAAAAAAAAAUAUAAAAAUAUUUUAAUAAACGUAUACAAAGUUACAAACGUGUUAGAAGAUAUAAGUUACGUAUUUGGUUAAAUUAAUAUAUAAAGCUUUGCUUUCGUUUGUUACAGUCGUUUAAUAAAAUUUAUUACUGAAAAAUUGUUUCAUUUAUUUACACAACAGUUAUUUAAUUAUAUUAAUAAGUUUUAAAAUUGAUAUUUUAUUGUAUGUAUCUAGUUUGGGGUUUAAGUUAUGGGUUCUGUACCCUUACGUUGGAAAAAUAAAAGAAAUAAGCCUUUUAAGGAUUCAAAUAAAUCACUUUAAUCAUAGUACUCUAAAUUAUCAAAAAAUAAUAUCCAGUAUUUUCAAUUACAAUAAUUUUGUUGAGAUUUUCGUAACUGAUUUAUGGCAAGAUAACCAUUUCAAAAUUAUCCAAAAUGUUCUAUUUAGUAAGAAAAAACAUAUUUUUUUGAAUUUAUUUUAUGAAAAUUUUAUUAAUAGUAAUCAGAAUAUUAAAUAAAAUUAAUAAAUAUUGUUUCCGGCCAUGUUUUGCAGUUGUUACAAAUUUUAAUGCAAUAGCAACACCAAGUAUAAUUCCAAUAUGUCAGUCAAGCAGUGGAGAGGUUCAGUAAUCCUGUUUAUUGUAAAUUGUAGAUACAUUAAGUGAUGAUGAGUUUAAAAUGACACAAUAAAGCAAAAGUAGGACUGUUUUAGUUUUUAUUGUUUUAGAAUCCUUAAUAAAUUAUGUUUUAUAGUUGAUCCCAGAUCUAGGAAGAUAUUAAUUUGUUGUUAUUUAUUGUUUUAACUAAUCUGAACCGAGACUCAAGCCAAAGUAGACAUGGUCGUGUUGUUAAACAUGUUAUUUCAGUGAUCGUUUAUUAGUAUAACUAUUUUUUGUAAUGUAAAUAAAAAAUCUUGUUUGGACGCGCAUGCGUUUGUGUGGAAAACAGACAAAGGUUUUGUGUAGUUCUUAAAUCAGCUGUGUGCAAUGACUUAGUGAUACAAAAAGUGUGUGUGUUUUUAGCGACAAUGUUUAGUGAAAUUGGAUACAUAAUUUUUCUUCUUCUCGCCUUUCCUUAUAUUGAAAGUGCAUCUCGAAGGCUCAGCGAAUACGUUGAAUACUACGAGCCCCUGGAGUACGAUUCUACAUCAAUCCACGCACAGCACAUUCGCACACGACGUUCGUCUGAUGCGCCACAUUUGCGUAUUAGCUUCCAUGCUCACGGCAGACACUUCCAUUUGCGUCUACGACGGGAUGUAUCAGCUUUUAGUCCGGAUUUCAAAGUUGAAGGAGCGCAGGGUCAGCUACAUGAUGUUGACACGUCACAUAUAUAUCAGGGAGAUUUGGUUGACGAGCCCGGUUCAACGGUUUUCGGCUCGGUGACGGAUGGCGUGUUCGAGGGCAAAAUAGUGCUAAAUGACGGCGCCUACUACGUAGAACACGCCCGGCGCUACUUCCCACCCAACAGUACCAAGACUCGCGUACACUCGGUUAUAUACCACGAGGGAGACGUUGUAGAUCCAUACGCUCAUAGAAGACACGGUCAUGUUGGUGGAUGUGGAGUGACCGAUGAAGUGGUACAGUGGAUGGAGCGUAUACAGAACUCUGGUGUUGACGAUGAGCCUACCACCACUCCGAUGCACUCGCCUGCUCCCAGCCAGCCCCAUCCAAACAGCCUCAGGGAUGAUACCACCAGUUCCAGACAUUGGGAUUUCAACCAUUACAACAAAUAUUCAAGAGCGGCGAACACGAACGAACACACGCGAACACGUCGUGCUGCGGAGGGUAAGGCGAAGAACACGUGCUCGCUCUACAUCCAGACUGAUCCAUUGAUAUGGAGACAUGUCAGGGGGGGAUUCCCUGAUCACAUGGAUAUGAAUAAGAAAAACGAAGUGGACAUGAAGACGCGCGAGGAGAUACUGUCGCUGAUCUCACACCACGUGACAGCUGUCAACUAUAUAUACAGAUAUACAAAGUUCGACGGGCGGAAGGAACACAGAAACAUACAGUUUGAAGUACAGAGGAUAAAGAUCGACGACGACUCGUCCUGCAACACGAAUCCAUUCGCGAGUGAGACGAACCAGUUCUGUCUGGAGAACAUUGACGUCUCCAACUUCCUGAACCUCCACUCGCUCGGCAAUCACGAAGACUUCUGUCUGGCUUACGUCUUCACAUACAGGGAUUUUAAUGGCGGGACAUUAGGCCUGGCGUGGGUGGCGAGCGCUAGUGGCGCCUCUGGCGGAAUCUGCGAGAAGUAUAAAACGUACACCGAGACCACUGGCGGGAUGUACCAGAGCACCAAGAGGUCACUCAACACUGGCAUCAUUACAUUCGUCAACUACAAUAGUAGAGUACCACCUAAAGUCAGCCAGCUCACAUUGGCCCACGAGAUAGGUCACAACUUCGGAUCACCGCACGACUACCCGUCCGAGUGUCGUCCGGGCGGCCAGCAGGGUAACUACAUAAUGUUCGCGUCCGCUACCUCCGGGGAUCGGCCCAACAACAGUCGUUUCUCAGCGUGCUCGGUGGGGAACAUCAGCGCCGUCCUGGACGCGGUCAAGGACGGCCGGAAGAGGGACUGUCUCAAGGAGAGCGACGGAGCGUUCUGUGGGAACAAGAUCGUAGAAGUAGGGGAGGAGUGUGAUUGCGGUUACAAUGAAAACGAAUGUAAGGAUCGCUGUUGUUACCCGCGUCUCGUCAGCCCUUACGACUUCGAGCGUAACAACAGCGCCGUGGGCUGUCAGAGGCGAGCCAACACGCAGUGCAGUCCGUCUCAAGGUCCGUGCUGUAGUCCCACGUGUCAGUUCACGCCCGCGUCUCGUAAUGUGACGUGUCGCGCGGCCAGCGAGUGCAGCCUGGCCUCGUACUGUUCGGGGACCUCUGCCGAAUGUCCUGCGCCGCAGGCUAUGGCUAACGGCACCGUCUGCAAUAACGGCACGCAGCUGUGUAUAUACGGCGAAUGCCGAGGUUCUAUAUGUCUGGCGUGGAACAUGAAGGAGUGUUUCCUGUCCUCGUCACCGACCAAGGUAGGGGACGGCGUGACGGCGGUGGUGGACCGCCGGCUGCUCUGCCAGCUGGCGUGUCAGACCGGCCCCGAGCCCGACAGCUGCAGGAGUACGGCGGAGUUCGCGCACACGGUCGGCCUGCCGCCGGGUGGGAUCAGCCUGCGACCCGGCUCGCCCUGUGAUAACUUCCAGGGCUACUGCGAUGUGUUCCUAAAGUGUCGAGCCGUCGACGCCGAGGGACCUCUGGUUAAAUUGAAGAACCUUCUUCUGAACCGCGCGACGCUGCAGUCCCUACAAGCCUGGGUCACGGAACAGUGGUGGGCGGUGCUGCUGGGCGGGGUGGCGCUCGUCGUUUGUAUGGGAGCCUUCGUUAAAUGCUGCGCCGUCCACACCCCAUCUUCGAACCCCAAGCGGCCGCCCGCUAGACGCUUAUCUGAGACCCUGCGUCGUCCUAUGAACACUCUCCGGCGCAUGCGCGGUCAGCCGGGCAUGGCGGCGGCGGGGGCGCGGCGGGGGGGCGCCCGACCCGCACGCACCCCGCAGCGGAGGACACGACCUCACAAGGGAUACGCGCCACCACUAGCGUACUCCGCCAGGGACAUGGCGUCAGCGCCGGCGGGUCCGAGCGGUCGCCGCGGCGAGCCGUACGCUAACGCCUACCCGCAGUCCUACGAGAUGCGACCUCAAAAGGUCUGACAGUACGAGCCGCGCGCCCAGCUCGAGCUGGUGGCGCUACCGGGCGUGCCGCUGCUGCUGGGAUACGUGUGCCGCACCCCCACACCCACGCGCACCACCGUCGCCUCGCAGACUAACAUCACCCUGCACUCGCCAGACACGCUGGCAGUCACACACGCUAACGACACCGCCGGCUAGUCCGACGCAUCACCACCCUCCUCUCCCCCCCCCUUCCCACACACAUACACAGCCGCCUACGAUAUGUAUAAAAUACCAUUCCAUUUUUGAAUUUGUUAAGAGCCCGCGUUUUCUUGUUCACUCCUUACCGGCUAGCUCAUCCCCACUCCUGGCUUUGUUUAUUCUAAUCAGACUGUCAUUGUUAAAGACCAGCGACGGCUCCCGAACAUUCACCUCUAUAGUUUGUAGCAUUCCAUAUUUUGUCGUCUUACAUACGAGUGUGGGUUGUUUGGAACUGAAACGAUGUGAACGUUAAUAAGGUCGUUGGUGUAAAGUAUGUAACAACGACCGCUGCGUUUCCUUUGUAAAUGUAAAUACCGAGUCUUGUUACGCCAACGUCGACCGUGCAACUGAUGUAGUGAGGCGUCCGAGCGCGAGUUGCUCAACAGCGAGCUCAAUCCGACCGCGAGGUGUUCUAUCAUAUUAGCUAUUAUUUUUAUACGUAAUAAAGUAGGAGGCGUUUUUCUGAAUACGCUCGACGACGCUCCGACGGGACAUUUAUGUAUAUUUUUGUAUAUAAGUGAUGAUUAUGUAAAGGCUACAAUGUAAAAAUAUCAUACAAAUAAAUAUUAUACUCGUACCGAUAUUAGACUUAAUGUAAGCCGAACGUAAUUUUUAUAUAAUUUUAUUUCGAUUGUAUUGUAAAGUAAGCGGAGUGUUGAGGUGCCAUUAUGACGAUUUGUAAUUCAAUUUUUGUUACACCUUCUUAGCGAAUUGUAGUCCUUUACGAACUUUGUGAUUUAUAUCAUUAGAUCUGUUGGCUCAAAUAUCAUUUAGAAGUUACGUAAACGAAAUGUCACAGAAUUAGUUUGUUGUGUUCCUUGUGAUAUAUGUGAACACAAUGUGUGUAUGAGUAAGUUUCCUGAACGAUCUGCUUAUAUAAAUCAGUCUUCCUCAAACAUCUUUGUAUUUGUUUAUUUGUAGUUAUGAGAAUUUUAAUAACUAUUGCCAAAUGAUCAAACGUUAUUAGACUGAUGUUACGUCUCGACCUUGUGAUGAAAGUUGCAUUUUAAUUAUCAUCGGCUCAAACGUGUUGUUGUUGGACGGUUUUGUUUUUAUUAUUAUUGUACGUGUCCGUGACGUAACUGGAGGUACUGCGAUCUCGUCUCCGGCGGUCGCGGGACAUCGCUCGUUCACUUCAGACGUUCUUUAUUGUAGUGAUCGAUCGCAUACCGUAAUGUAACAUUCGUCGUGCAAGCCAAAGAGCAUGAUGUACGUUUAAGUUUUCUAUACAAUGAUAGUUAAGAGUCAAUCUUUAUAAGUAUUCCAUAUAAACGCCAUUUUAUUAGACGAUGUUAACGAGUACAUGUUCAUGUUAUAUUUAAAUAUAAAUACUGUAUAUUUGUAUGUAUGUAUAACCUUGGGUGAUGUUUCAUACGUAGCGUGACUCGACCAAUGACGACGGCCGCAUGACCGUCUCGUAGUUAUCGAUGGCAUUAUGUCUUGUAAGUGUAAGCUAGUUUACCAACAAUAGAAUAAAUAAUGUGAAUAUUUUUAAUUAACAAGAUGAAUGUUACAACAUGUGAUUUCAAAAUAACAAAAAAAAUACAAUAAAUUUUACAUAAAA